ACUCCAGGGCGGCUUCCCACUCCGGAGAGCGAGGCCCGGCGGUGCGGAGGCUGCGGCACGCACGCACUGCGGCCGGAGCCGCUUUGCGUCCAGCGGCGGCCACUCAAGGCGCCUUUUCCCGGCAGCGGGCUGGGCGUGUUCGCUGCCUCUCGAGCGCUUGGAAAAGCCAAAAGCUAGCCCCCAGCCGUUCGGCCAUUAUACGCGCCCCCAAGCCGCACGAGGACAGCGGGAGGGGACGGACGCUAACUGAGCUCUCCCAGGGAAGGGAAAGGGCGCCGGGCGGGGUGAGGAGGGAGGUAGGAAGGAGGAUCGCGAAGUUCACGGCCAGCGGUGGACUACCCCGGCCUCGCGCGUCUGGGGGUGUCGGAAUGCGCGAGGAGGACAAGGGCAUGCUCGGCAGUGGCAGUGGCGAUGGGGGCCUGGCCAGCGCCGCGGCGCGGGGGCAAGUGGAGACGGUGCGGCAGCUCCUGGAAGCCGGCGCGGAUCCCAACCGAGUCAAUCGCUUCGGGAGGCGCCCGAUCCAGGUCAUGAUGAUGGGCAGCGCCCGUGUGGCGGAGCUGCUGCUGCUCCACGGCGCUGAGCCCAACUGCGCAGACCCCGCCACCCUCACCCGACCGGUGCACGACGCCGCGCGGGAGGGCUUCCUGGACACGCUGAUGGUGCUGCAACGCGCCGGGGCGCGGCUGGACGUGCGCGACGCCUGGGGCCGCCUGCCCGUGGACCUGGCUGAGGAGCGGGGUCACCGCGACGUCGCCCUGUACCUGCGUGCGGCCGCGGGGGACUGAUGGCGGGCGCAUCCAGCCGCCCACGACUUUUCUCCCCCGUUUCCCACCCCACCUAGUUCAAUGACCAUUGCAAACGUGGAGCGGCGGAGAUCCUGCACGCCUUCCUGAGCCGCCGACUCCGCUGAGGAAGGAGGAGCAAGCCCGGAAUAAAAUUCAUUUGUGCUUUUUGCUGGAUCCGGCCUUAGGCUCUCACCGUGAAGCCACAUGCAGGAAGGUGGGGCCCAUGGGUUGAUUUCCAGAGAGAUUUAGGGGUGGGAUGUGGAGUGCGCCGGUGUCGUUCACUUUUUGGAGUUGCCUGGCGGAAAGUGGCGUGCGAAGAAGUCUGCAAACCAUCCUGGCGCCUGCGAACCUGCACACAGAUGACGCUGGGGAGGAGUGGGAGGCGGAUGACUGGCUUUUGGGUGUGGGGUGGUCGGUGUUUUGUCCCACAGACAGCGAAGAACCGCAGUCUGAACCCCGCUGCGCGCCAAAGGCCCUGGGGCUAUGAAGGAAAAUCUGAAGACUGAGGCCCAGACAACUAUGAGAGUCGUGUGGGCAGCAGUGAGCAACCAACCCUUUACUCGCUGUGCGGUGUGCGGUAAGUCAAGGGUGAAACGAUGCCUUCUGGAAGCUUGAUGCCUUCUGGAAGCUCGGGAAACUGGCACCCAGCCCCACGAAAUAGUGGAGGGGAAAUAGAAGACGUGGAAGCGAUGGCGGAUUUGCCGGCAAACUCUAAAAUCCCUGGGUCACCUUGAUGCAGAGCCACGCUCCAAAAGGUGCUGGCUCUUGCUCGUAUUCCGUCCUGGAGCGCUUCCCAGGGCAUUCCAGAGGCGCCGGAGUCACAGUGCGCAGAACCAAGUGGGAGGUGCUAAGGAGAGUAACUGUAGCGGUUUGCUUCAUCUACAUACGGAAAUCCCCCUGUAAAUUGCCGCUUGGAAAGAUUUCCUAAUAUUUUGUACUUCUGAGUUUUUCUUCAGUGACAGUUUUAUUUAAUGGGGAGACCUGAAAUAACAAAGUAGCCCUUAGUAACGCGGUGAAAAAGAACUACAGCUCUUAAAAGAAGCAAAGGCAAGGCACAGUGGCAAACUUAGGGUCGAACGCCUCCAUUACUUUCACUUUUAACCUAUUUCUUCUGUUAAAUUCUCUGACCGUUUCCUCUACCCAGGUGUCUCAAGGGCCAAACUAUUAAAUAUUCCAAAUGUCUUUCAGAAAAUCAGCGCACUUAUCCAGUAAAAUAUCUGGAGAUAUUUCCCAAAGGGUUGCUGAAAGAAAUUGAGUAUAAAACCGCUGAAAUAUAUCGUGAUGGCUUCUGGAAUUUUUUCUUUAUAUCUGCUGAACAACUAAAGGUGCACUGCUUUGAGGUUUAAUAUCCUGUAUUGUUGGACUCAUUAUGUAUUGGAACAACAGAGAUUUCACGGCUUUAAUGAAGACUAAACAACAGAAAUUGAACUCCAAGAUGCAGAUUCAAAUUUUGGUUUAAAAUGUUCAUGGAUUUACCACUACUGAGAAAUGUUGAAGACUCAAAGGGGUUCACUUCUCUCAUUCUCUGUAAUAAUUGUUAAGUGAUGCCAACAACAGUUUAUAAGAACUGCUUCUAUAAGCCAUAGAGAGUUAUUAUAUAUUAUGAGAUAGGUACAUACAUUGUGCUUUUUUAAGUAUCCAGUUUACCAUAUAUAAAUUGGAAAGAGAGGAAACAGACCAAAGAAAUUAUUUUAGAGUAGAGACUUAUAAGACUUAUUUGUGUAUCUGAGCUAAAUAUACACAUCUUUACUUCUCCAUCAAUUCUUUAUCCCCAAAAGUAAUAUAUUACUGGGGAAGCUUAGUUAGGAAUCUGAGCAUAUCUAAUUGGGAAAACAAAUAAACAUUGACAAACAACUUGUGCCACGGAUACUUUAUAUGUGUUUACUUAACACUUAAAACAAAUGUGAGAGAUAGGUAUUGUUUCCCAGAUGAGGAUAAUGAGGCCAAGAAGUCACAAGAGUCCACGGUUGCACAAAGUCAGUGUGUCUGGCUCCAGAGAUAUGUUAUCCCCCUCCCCCCGCCAGCAUUAACCUGUUGUCCAAAAUUAUUAAUGAUAUAUAUGAAGUUGAAAAAAAAUUUUUUUUCAACUAAUUUAUUUUUAAAGAGCAGAAACAAAAAUGGUUCUCCCUUAUAAAUUCCUGAGGGUUUUCUUUUCUUUCUAUAACAUCUAGUACAGUAUCAUAAAUAUAAGCGUAUUGUUUCAAAUUUAUUUUAAACUGUCAACAAUAUGAAAAACAGCCCCCAAAAGAAACACCUAAAAAAAAUGCAUUUGGAACAAAGAUAAUGAAACCCCCAUUUCUAAAUUAAGACACAAGGGCAGAAAAUACAAUUUCUGUUACCACUUAAGCAUUGAAUUAUCGGCUACAAGAACAGCAAUUUUUAGGUUUAUAUUGUUUUACAAUUACUAAGAAACAUUCUGCAUAAAAUUAGUCAGCUGACGAUUUCAAGUCCAUUUAAUUUAUAAAAUCCCUGAUGAUUUUGUGCUCUACUUCUUUAGUUCCAGUUGUUCAAUUAUGCUAUGUGCGUGAGACUGGGUAAUGAAGAAUGAUAAUCACUUGAGACAUAUGAAACAUGUGAUUUCAUUCCUAAUUUAAAGAAAUUGUGGUAUCUUUCCUAAUGACAACAGGGAAUUAAGGGGAAUAAGGUAUGGUUGUGGAUCCCAAAGUACCAUAUUAUAAUUUUUAUGAUUUUUUUAAUAAAGCAAAACCAAAACAUUAUUGGAAAUCAGUUACCACCUGGUGGUCCUGAAACAGUGAUUUAUUAAUGCCAUGUAAAAGUUAAUACAGUUUUCAAAGCCACCUGGAAGAUAGGUUUGGCUGGUAUGUUUUAUCAACAGCACAAAGAGGUGUAAAUUUAAGGAUUUCAUUUUAAAGGACACAUGCAAAAUAUAUAUGCCUACUAUAUACAUGAGCCCUGCUUUUGGUUCCAUUGUGAAAUUGCAGAAAAUUGAAUAUGCAUGUUAAUUUUUAUACCUAAGUUUGAAACAUUACCAAGGUUUGUAAAAAUUCUACCACCUGACCUUCAUUCCAAGAUCUGAAAGUAAAUUCAGGAAUUCAAUAUUCUGUUCACUCGGCCUCAUUUUUACCUUUCCUUUUUUCAGCUGACUGGACAGAUUAAAAAAAAAAAAAACUAUGAUUUACUUUAAAAGCAAAAUCCAUUUAAAA
This is a messenger RNA of Loxodonta africana (African savanna elephant), 3949 nucleotides long. RefSeq names its product cyclin dependent kinase inhibitor 2B (gene CDKN2B). Gene Ontology annotation, cellular component: nucleus; cytoplasm. The coding region runs from base 369 to 785 and encodes 138 amino acids. Lineage: Eukaryota; Metazoa; Chordata; Mammalia; Proboscidea; Elephantidae. Gene Ontology annotation, molecular function: protein kinase binding; cyclin-dependent protein serine/threonine kinase inhibitor activity. The record is from RefSeq and is a predicted model, not a curated record. Gene Ontology annotation, biological process: regulation of cyclin-dependent protein serine/threonine kinase activity; negative regulation of cell population proliferation; regulation of G1/S transition of mitotic cell cycle. The transcript is spliced from 2 exons.